ACAAAAUGUCCUAAAAUUUCCGAUCUGUAUGUAGAAUUCAAUAAUUGUACUAGUACUAAUUAUUAGUUGGCACUUGGCAGCACCCAUUUUAGUGAACCAUUCUACUAGCUCCAGUUGACUUUGCCAGUCAACCCCUGAAAGCAAACUCACAGGUGCAGCCAUGGCAGAUGUAGCAGUGAAGUUCCUACUAGAAAACUUGCUGCAACUAUUGAUUGACAACGCUGAUUUAAUUGUUGGUGUAAAAGGUGAAGUUGAAGAAUUACUCAGAGAUCUCAAUGACUUCAAUGCUUUUCUAAAACAAGCUGCUAAAUCAAGAAGGGACAAUGAGGUUUUGAAAGAACUGGUGAAGAAAAUCAGGAAAGUGGUGAACGAUGCUGAGGAUUCGAUUGAUAAAUUUGUGAUUGAAGCUAAGAGACAUGACGAUAAAAAUAAAUUUCUUCAGUGGUUUCAUCUUACUCAUGUUGCUAGAGCUAAAGGGGUGGCCGAUGAGAUUAAAAUUAUAAGGGACAGGGUGAAGGCAAUUCGUGAGGAUGAUGCUUAUGGUCUUCAAGCUAUUUCAUUUGAUGAUAAUCCCAACAGAGGUGAUGAGGAGAGGAAGGUCCCUGUAGUUGAGGAAGAUGACGUGGUAGGUUUUGAUGAGGAAGCAAAAACUGUAAUUGAUCGUCUCAUCGGAGGAUCAGAUGAUGUCGAGGUUGUGCCAGUCGUUGGUAUGCCUGGUCUUGGAAAAACAACUUUGGCAUAUAAGAUCUACAAGGAUCCUAAGGUUGAGUAUGAGUUUUUCACCCGCAUUUGGGUAUACGUCUCUCAAACAUUCAAGAGAAGGGAAAUAUUCCUCAACAUCAUCAGCAAAUUCACUCGUAACACCAAACAAUAUCAUGAUACACCAGAGGACGACUUAGCAAAUGAAGUAAAGGAUCUUCUUGGAAAGGGUGGGAAAUAUCUUAUUGUUUUGGAUGAUGUGUGGACGAGGGAAGCUUGGGAUCGCAUCAAAGUUGCUUUCCCCAAUAAUCAUAAACGGAAUAGAGUCUUGAUGACUACUAGACAAAAAAAUGUGGCUAAGCUUUGCAAUGAUAAACCUCAUGAUCUAAAGUUUUUGACUAAAGAUGAAAGUUGGGAGCUACUUGAGAAGAAGGUUUUUCACAAGGAAAAGUGUCUACCUGAGUUAGAGUUACGCGGAAAAAGUAUAGCCGAAAAAUGUAUGGGCUUGCCUCUUGCAAUAGUUGUUAUCGCUGGAGCUUUGAUAGGCAAAGGAAAGACAACAAGGGAGUGGGAAUUGGUGGCUGAAAGCGUGGGCGAGCACCUCAUAAAUAGAGAUCCAGAGAACUGCAAGAAAUUAGUGCAAAUGAGUUAUGACCGUUUGCCUUACGACUUAAAGGCGUGUUUCUUAUAUUGUGGGGCUUUUCCGGGAGGUUUUGAAAUUCCAGCUCGGAAGUUGAUUCGUUUAUGGAUAUCGGAAGGAUUCAUACAAUACCAAGGAUCAUUGACUCUAGAGGAUAUAGCAGAGGACCACUUGAAUGAUCUUGUCAAUAGGAACUUAGUGAUGGUAAUGAAAAGGAAUUGUAGCGGUCAAAUCAAAACAUGUCGUGUUCAUGACAUGUUGCAUGAGUUUUGCAGACACGAGGCUAUGACGGAGGAAAAUCUUUUUCAAGAAAUCAAACGAGGGCAAGAACGGUCUUUUCCAGAGAAACGAGAGUUAGCCACUUAUCGUCGCUUGUGUAUUCAUUCCUCUGUUCCUGAAUUCUUGUCAACAAAGCCCUCCGGCGAGCAUGUCAGGUCAUUCUUAUGCUUUGGCUCGAAAAAAAUUGACAUGCCUUUAAAUGACAUACCUGCCAUCCCCAGAGCAUUUCCCUUGCUUAGGGUAUUAGAUACGGAAUCGAUCAAGUUCAGUCGUUUUUCUAAAGAGUUCUUCAAGUUAUUCCAUUUGAGGUACAUUGCUUUCUCAACUGAUAAGAUUAUUACCAUUCCUCCGAACUUUGGGAAUCUUUGGAAUGUACAAACACUUUUAAUUGAGACGCAACAGGGUACUCUUGACAUCAAAGCAGAUAUUUGGAAUAUGACCAGAUUAAGGCAUGUUUGCACAAACGCCUCUGCUACAUUGCCUUCCCCUAAACGCCCCAAGAGCGGAAAGGACAACUUGGCGAAUCGUUGCCUACAAACACUUUCUACUAUAGCACCUGAAUGUUGCACGGCGGAAGUUUUUACUCGAACUCCUAAUCUCAAGAAAUUAGGCGUUCGUGGAAAAAUAGAUGCACUUUUAGAAGACAGUAAUUUGUUCAGUAACAUAGGUAAGUUAGCUUGCCUCGAAAAUCUGAAGUUGGUGAACGAUACUCGUCUAAGUAGUAAAGAGCUACGCCUUCCUCCAGCAUAUAUUUUUCCUCAGAAGCUAAAAAAGCUCAGUCUGAUAGAUACUUGGUUUGACUGGAAAGAUAUGUCUAUAUUGGGUCAAUUAGAGUACCUCGAAGUGCUGAAGUUGGAAGAAAACGCGUUUAGGGGACAGUUGUUGGACCCGGAGGACGGUGGUUUUCCUCGUCUGCAGGUCCUGUGGAUCGAAAGGACAGAUUUAACUUCUUGGAAGGCCUCAUCCGGGAACUUUCCACGAUUAAAACGCCUUGUUCUUAUAGCAUGUGAUAAGCUUGAGGAGCUCCCAGCUGAACUGGCUGAUGUGCAAAGCCUCCAGUUAAUGGAACUCCAGAGUUGCAACGAAUCUGCUGCUAAAUCUGCACGAGCGAUACUAAAGAAGAAACAAGAAAAAGAAGGCGGCGGAUUCAAGCUUUCUGUAUUUCCUCCAGAUCUUGGAUUGUAACUUUAAAGAUUGCUUCAUUGGCACUUGACAGAUAUAAAGUACAUGCCAGCUGAUCAUGCAUCGUUUUGCAUAGGGGCUUUUGUCAUUUCUGAUACCGGAGUCACUGCAAAUCCUUCAGCUUGCUACUACUACAUUUGCCUUACUGGUUAUAUAUAACAGUAUUAACAGAGAAGUCUCCUGCUAAUAAAAGCUGCAUUUGGUUUCAAAGAGACUUCCACUGCACUAUGCCAAAAUGAAGAUGAGUUUGGAGCAUUUUUUUUUUCUAUUGUUGUGUCUAGAUUCACACUGAAGAAGAGCCUGUCAUUGGCAAUUAGUUUCUAUAUGUACUGUUGCCUUGUUGAUUGUGACUUCAUUGUUGUAAUUUUAACUUGUUUUGUGCUCUUUCUUUGUUUCUGUAAGUCGUCUUGGUUUUCCCUUCUCUGGACUUGGUUCUUGAUGUACAUUGAUGAAUUCUUGUGAAACAGUAGAAUGUUAUCUUAUUGUUGUUGCUUA
This is a messenger RNA of Lycium barbarum (goji berry), 3295 nucleotides long. RefSeq names its product putative late blight resistance protein homolog R1A-3. Gene Ontology annotation, molecular function: ADP binding. NCBI's taxonomy places the organism in Eukaryota, Viridiplantae, Streptophyta, Magnoliopsida, Solanales, Solanaceae. The record is from RefSeq and is a predicted model, not a curated record. Bases 161 to 2803 code for a protein of 880 amino acids. Gene Ontology annotation, biological process: defense response to other organism. The transcript has 4 exons.